AAUGAGAUAAAUUUACUGAGUGUUGUAAUAGUCUUAUUUUUUGCAAAUAUGUAUAAAAAGUCUGUGGAUAGCCCACAAAGAAAUUUUGGUGUAUCAUUUUGCUAAUGGAUGGCUGUUCCAACAUUCUUUUGUCACAAGGAGUUUAAUUCAAAGAUGUUUUACUAAGUAUUGUGUUGUUCUAAAGCAAUGUUUGUUUUGCCUCGUAGGGCUAGUGUAUUGUGUCAAAUGUUUUGCAAUUAAAUUUGUGAAUGUUUGCUAAUUUCGCAUUAGUAUGAUGACUAUCACUAGUAGAUGCGGAAUUCGAAGGCUCACGAAAUGUCGAUGAUAAUUUCUUGGGAUGUCUUUUAGUGAUACGUGAGUUUGAGAAGAAUGCGUUAUUUUGAAAGAGUUUUUGCCGUGGCUUAUGACAAGAACUAAUUUGAGCGCGAACCUAAACCUGAUAAUCAGGAUCACUGACAAUGUUUAAUAAAAGCGAAUCUUCUAAAUGUAGUUUUUUGGAACAAACGAAAGCGGCUCGUGAAGAACGAGCACAAGAAAAGAAAAGGGAAGCUGCUGCUAUUCUAUUGCAGUCGCACGUGAGAGGAUGGCUUACAAGAAUACGAUUUACGAAAAAUAUUCUGGAUGACUUUGACAUGCUGUUACCUCCAGAGGGAUGCGCAGAACUGCGGCCAUCAGUACAAGUGUAUCAGAAUGCAUCCAGGUUUUUGUUUGUAUGGAAAAAAGAACGAGAUAAAGAACGCUUUGAAAAGUUAUGUAGGUAUUUAGUUUCUAGUCUUGAAAGUGACUCGGUGAAGCUGAGCUAUGUUGGUGUAGCCUUAAAUAAAGAAUAUGCGUUGGCCUGGAUCUCUCAUAUGAAGACCAUCUUGUGGAAAUGCUGCAUUUACUUGGAUGAUCUGCAUCCAGAAUACCCAGCAGAUAUGUGCACAAUGCUGUUGUAUCUGCAUACAUUAGUGGCCUUUACAUCAACUAAUACGUGGUUCAUACUAAAAGCAAAGCAUAUGGAAGUGCUGAAAUCUGGAAUGAAUCAACUUUGUGCCAAUAUUAUGGGACAUUUGUUCAACAAGGGCUUUUAUUUAACAUUAAAGACACUGUUGAUACGAGGUCUUGGACGUUCAAAAGUGACACUGAAACAUGUGUCACUAUCAGCAAUUAUAACAUUAGCACUGCGGCCACUAGUAUCUGCAAAUUUUUCAGAGAAACUGAUGACAAUGUUUUUAAUACAUAUUUUGUGUGUGCCAGGUCUAAUUCUACAUUUGCAGAACCUAGCUCCUGAGUGUGUUUCUGCCAUCAUCAGCCAUGAAAUAUUUGGCAGAAGUUUGGACCUUCUGAAUUUGGAACAGAAUACUAGGAUAGUAUUUAAUGUUCUGGAAGGCAACUAUGCCCUUUGUCUACUAGCAAAUCUGAUACACCUUGCCUACAUUCAGCGUGAAGAUGCCUUACGAGAACUUUAUUUCCCAAGUUUUACUUUUGUGGUGACUCGACUUUUAGAGAGUUGCCAACAUUAUGUCACGAGCAAGCAGUCAAAUUUAACUCACUGGCAUCCAGUACUAGGCUGGUUCGCACAGGAGACGGACAGUGCACUAAUGGAGUCGAUACCUCAUGUAAGGUCACAGUUGCAACUGUUGUGGUCGAGUCCGAUGGUGUCUGCACUGCUGGGGCAUGUUCUAGAAGAAGCAGAGCCACCAGAAACCUCUGAUGGUGUACCACAGGCAGUCGGUGGGACUGGACUACUGAGGCGGGCGCUGCUUGAGCACCGUGGGGCCUGCCACUCUGCCGGCCGAAACCGCCUCGGCAGUGCAGAAUGCUCCAAAGUUGCACUCGUCUGCUCCCUCUACCAGACUGCUCUCGCGACCCUUACCCAGCUGAGACUGGAAGUUCUUACAGGUUUGUGCUAUCAGGAUAAGAUUUUAUUCAGCCUUUGGCAGUUCAUUUGCAGUUUAGGUCCUAACUGUGGCUUGAAGUCUUUCCUGGACCUCCUCACAGUUAAUACAAAGUGUAAUGCUCCAGAGUUUCAGAUGUUGAUUCUCUUCUGCGAUUGCAUGACACAUUAUGUGACAAUUCUUGAUGACCUGGAAAUGUAUGAGCAACAGAAACCUUUUCGGCUGACAGAUUUUGUUGUUAUGUGCAGCUUUCUUAACAACUUUUUGUACAAAGCUAUUCUUGGAAAUCUAUUUGAUGUAAAAAAUCUAAAUGGCAACCAGCUUUUCCAAAUGGCUCAUACCUUGUUAAUGGUGCUGUACCGGAGAGACUGCAGACGGAACUAUACUCCUGACAAUCACUGGCUGAUUAAAGAACUGCGGGUCGGUUCAUUUGUGAACGAUUUGGAAAAAGGAAAGAAAACUACUCAGGUCCUUCUCCAGAAGAUGCCACACAUUAUCCCACAUGAUGAGAGAGUACAGUUGUUCCGCAAAUAUGUGGCAAAUGAAAAGGCUGUGUUAGGUCUUACAGAAUCUGCUUGUGCAUCACCACAGGCUACAUUAAUUACAAUUCAUCGAUCUCGAAUUGUUGAGGAUGGAUACAGGCAGUUAGCUAUGCUUCCAUCGCAAGCACUGAAAGGAGUUAUAAGAGUACGUUUUAUCAAUGCACAGGGUUUAGAUGAGGCUGGAAUUGACCAAGAUGGAGUGUUCAAAGAAUUUCUCGAGGAAACCAUUAAACGCGUCUUUGAUCCCUCUCUCAACCUUUUUCGUGUUACGAGUGAGGAGCGUCUCUAUCCAUCUCCUACGUCUUAUAUGCAGGAUAAUCACCUCCAACUGUUUGAGUUUGUGGGGAGAAUGCUUGGCAAGGCAGUGUAUGAGGGAAUUGUUGUAGAUGUCCCAUUUGCAUCUUUCUUCCUGAGCCAGUUACUGGGGCAGCAGAAUCAAGUUCUUUAUAGCUCAAUGGAUGAGUUGCCGUCACUUGAUCGUGAAUUGUACAGAAGCUUGACAUUUAUCAAACAUCACCAGGGUGAUGUCCAGGAGCUAGAUUUAACAUUCUCAGUAGAUGAAGACUGCCUUGGGAGGCUGGUGACCCACGAAUUAAUUCCUGGAGGAAAAGCUGUACCUGUGACUAAUGAGAACAAAAUAAAUUACAUACACUUGAUGGCACACUUUCGUAUGCACACACAAAUUAAGGACCAGACAGCUGCAUUUAUUCGUGGAUUUCGGUCAAUUAUCAAUCCAGAGUGGCUCUCACUGUUUUCGACUCCUGAGCUACAAAGGUUGAUCUCAGGUGACAAUGUACCGUUAGAUCUUAAAGAUCUUCGGAAACAUACACAGUAUUAUGGGGGCUUCCAUGAUUCCCACAGAGUUGUCUGCUGGUUGUGGGAUAUUUUGGAAAAAGACUUUACAAAUGAAGAAAGGAAGCUGUUUUUGAAGUUUGUAACAAGUUGCUCAAAGCCUCCUCUACUUGGGUUUGCUCAUUUGGAACCUCCAUUCUCAAUACGUUGUGUCGAGGUUGGCGACGAUGAGGACACUGGCGAUACUAUUGGUAGUGUUAUUCGGGGCUUUUUCACCAUAAGGAAGAAGGAUCCACAAAAUCGCCUCCCGACUUCAUCUACAUGCUUCAAUCUCUUGAAGUUACCAAACUAUCAGAAGAAAAGUACAUUGCGAGAGAAACUGAGAUAUGCAGUUUCUAGUAAUACAGGAUUUGAACUGUCUUAAAUUAGACUGAAUCAGACUACAGGCAUGAGAUACUACAGAGACUUCCUCCAGAGGCUACUAUUUUAAUUUAAAAUGUAAAUAUUUGUGAAAACAUCAAAUAGAUGAAAACUUAAGCAAUUUAACACUGUAAAUAUGUUUGUAGAUAUUCUGUUUAUAUUUAGCUUAAAUGUGAAUUACCAUCCAUAAGAUAAUUUUAGUUUUGCAGUCAGUGUUACGUGGCCAGCAUUUUUAUUGUUGUAUUUGUUACUCUUCUUUCUUCCAAAGAUUUGCUCAUUUGUAAAUUGCUGGAUUACUGCAUAUUGUUUCAGUAUGCUAAUGCAAGGUAGAACUAAGUAAAUAAUGUUGUUGUUGUCAUUGUUGUUACUGUUGUUGUUGGAUCUUCAGUCCAAAGACUACUUUGAUGCAGCUCUCCAUUCUACUCUGUCCUGUGCAAGCCUUUAUCUUUCUGAAUAACUACUGCAAUGUAUGUCUUGUUGAACCACCCCACUGUAUUCAUUUGUUGGUCUCUCUCUAAAAUUCUUACUCAUACUUCCCUCAAAUCCUAAAUCCAAGAUCCCUCAAUAUCUCAGAAUUUGUCUUAUCAGCCAUCCCUUUUUUUAGUUAAGUUGUGCCAGAAAUUUCUUUUCUUCCCAGUUCAGUACCUCCUUAUUAUUUACAUGUACUACCGAUCAUAUCGUGAGCAUUCUUCUGUAGCGUCCCAUUUCUAAAGCUUGUAUUGUCUUCUUGUAUGAGCUGUUUAUCAUCCACAUUUGACUUUCACACAAGACUACACUCCGGACAAAUUCCUUCAUAUAAGAUUUUGCAACACUUAAAUUUAUAUUCACUGUUACCAAAUUUCUCUUCUUCAGAAACACUUUGCCAGUCUACAUGUUGUAUGCUCUACACUUUGACCACAUCAGUUAUUUAAGUCCCCAAAUAGAAAAACUCAUCUACUACUUUUAGUGUCCUAUUUCCUAAUCUGAUUCCCCAGCAUCACCUGAUUUAAUGUGACUGCAUGCCAUUACUCUUUGUUUGCUUUUGUUGAUGUUCAUCUUAUAUCAUCUUUCAAAACACUGCCCAUCCCACUCAACUGCACUUCCUAGGCCUUUGUUUUCCCUGACAGAAUUACAAUGUCAACAGCAAACCUCAAAGUUGUUAUUUCUUCUCCCUGAAAUUUAAUGCCUUCCCCGAAUGUUUCUUUGGUUUCCCCCUUACUCCUUGCUCAAUGUACAGAUUCAAUGUCAGGGAUAGGCUACAAACCUGUUUCACUCCCUUCUUAGUCACUGUUUCCCUUUUAUGGCUCUUGACUCUCAUAACUGCUGUAUGGUUUGUGUACAAGUUGUAAAUAACAUUUUAUUCCAUGUAUUUUAUCCCUGCUACCUUAAGAAUUUCAAGGAUAAAUCACUAACACAAAAAAACAAGAUCACGUACACUGCUUGUGUGCACAUGUAGGCGAGGCUGCAUUAGAUCAAGCAAACUGUGCUUCUCUAAAUGACAGUGAUGCAGUUGGUAACCUCUUUAGUGGCAGAAUAGCUGAAAUGCUCUUUUUCCUUAUUCUCUUAUACUUAAUACUGGAAAGAAGAAUAAUACAGAAUGUAAAAGGUUAUGCUGAGUGUUCCAUAUUUCACUUGGCUUAAGUACUACAAAAUUUCAUCACAUUCCUCACAGGGCACAUACAUUUCACUUGGUUGUGCGGUAGAUCCGUUCAUCUGUGAGCUCCCCAGGAUGUUGUGAUUGCUUGCUGGAAACAUUUUAAUUUCAUUAAGUAGAGGAUUCUCAAGAGGAACAACAUAAUUAUGAGAUGUUAGGAGUGAAUGCAUGCAGCAGCAAUGAUUAAGUGCUUGCACAUUCCGAAAACACAGUUCUUUCUGUGGUAGUAAGUCAUAACUUCCUCUCAACACUUCCAUGUAUUUUUCAUUAAGUUUUCCUUUUGAAUUUAUCAUUCCUCAGUUCAGUGUAUCAGUAAACAUGAAAUUUAAACUGUUCAGAUAACAGUUAAUUAAUGAAAAUGUCUAUAUUUAGAAAAUACUACUUGAUUUCAUUAAAUAGCACUAUCAUCAUUGCAGUGAUCAAUCCUUAAAAAUGGAAAACAAACAAUCUCAACCUCAGAAAUAUUUAUUUUGAUGGUAACCAGUUUCGAUCACUCUCUGACCAUCUUCAGACCUUCAUGCUGCAAUGGUAGUUGGUAGUGGUGAUCGAAGCAGAUGCUAUGCUUCCGCAAAUGUUUUUUUCCAUUUUCAAAGUACUUUUAGGCAGACUGCUGUUUCUCCACGGGAAGUGUUGUCAUAAAUUAUGAAUUAUCACACUUUUAAUAAAUCAGCGAUUUUUGGAACACUGUGCUUCUUUUGUAUCCAUCCAUUAAAAAAGAGGACAGCUGCAGUAGAUUAAUGAUGGGGAAGUUAUUACAGAAUGCUGCAACAGAUUGUGAAUCUAAUUCUUCAUCAAUAGUUUUCACUCUACUGCUGCUGCUUAUUUUGUUACCUAUUUUGUUCUUGUUAUUUGUUACAAUGUGUGCAGUGGAUGGGAAGAAUUACACAAGUAGAACCUAUUGGGUAAACUUUUAUUGCAAAUAAAACUGAUAUGUAAAUGCAGUUUGCUCCAAGUUAUAGUCAAUUAAAAUGCUAUGUUCAAUUUUAAGAUUUAGUUCACAACUUUGUUGGACAUGACUUGAGGAUCUUAUAUGUGUCUUUAAAAUCUCUUAGGUAGCAGCCCACAUCUUAAUUCCUGUAGCGUUUUCCUACUUUGUCAACACUGAAUCAAAUCUAAUGCACAUUCCUCCGCCCCUGUUGGCCAGAUCCAAUCCAGCAGGUAUCUCAAAGAGUUGAGUAUAUUAAAGUGAAGAGUGAUGAAAGGCUGGUCUCAUCACUGUCAUUUCUGUGCCUCUGGAAUGCUGAAGGUGAUGGCUGUAUCCACUGUCGCCAUAUUGAAUUUUAAUCAGUUUCAGAAUGUUUGGAGUGGGUAGGAAGUUCAGCACUGUCACUAUUGGUGUUGCAAUACAUUAAUAAGGCAUGAAUGUUUAGGCGUUACUGCUAAAAAGCUGCUUCUUAAUUUUGGAUGUAUAUUGUCUCAGGUUUUGUUUUUUGCUGUGUUGUUUUGAAGAUUAUUCUUACUUCCAGAUAUUUUGGACUGUGCUUUGUCCAUGAAGAAUUCACCCACUGUGUAGCAAGUUAUUAUAUACAAUUGGUCUUUAAGAAUUUGGUUGUAAUGAAUUUUAUGUCCAAUAUUUAUUCAUUUCUUUUCCCCAUCUGAUGUUACUGAUACCCCAGUUUCCAAGAAGCUGUGGACAUAGCGAAUUGGAGUGAUUUCAUCUAUAUGUACGAAUUCCCCGGUCGUGUGAUUUUAAGAUGACAAGUCUCGGUGUCUGUGCAAACCCUAGGAGGAGUCUGUUCCCCAGAUAUGUUAAUUAAGACGGUCGAUUUCAAAUAGGAAACUACGACUAACAUUAUCGAGCCUUGGCAGAUGGCGUCACUGGCAGCCCUGAGGUAUGAGAAUAGUUCAAUUUCAUCGCCAUCUUCACAAAGCUAUUUUGAUCUGAGUUACUAAUGCAAUUUCUUCCAGUUGUAAAUAUAGCUUUUCCAAAGCAGGGGAAGUCCUUUUGUGUGUCACUUGUGUGUGCAAGAUCUCUGUUUGGCACAGGUACUGCUAUCACCUCAGUGUUGGUGCUGUAGAUUAUUUCUCUCUAAGAUCUUUGAGAGGAAAAUUGAGAUUUCUGACAGUGCAAAUUGACCUGGAUGAAUGCUGCCAAUGCUGCUGUCUUGCCAAGCUUUAAUAUAUUGAUUAUGGCUGCAAUCUUUUGUGGUGGGAACGGAUUGUAUAAUUUAAAGGUUACUUGCACAGUUGAAAAUUAUGACUUUUCCCGGUGGUAAUUAUAAUAUAUUUUUCUUUUCUAUGCUUUUCUUCACAUUUUCAUCCAUGUAGGUUUUUCAUUUUGGAUCUGAUCGUGUUUCAUCUGAUUUCCAGUAUUCUGGCUAGUCCCUAACUCUUCCUCACCAGACUGGACUUUGCAUUAAAACAACAGUCUAGGUCACUGUCAUGUGCAGUAUUAUGAUGGAGACAGCUGUUUUAACCCAGCUGUAUUACCAAAUCACUGACCAUAUUGUCCAAAUUUAUAGAAUGAACAUUGUUGAGUAGUCUUCGUUUCCUGCAGAGGCUUUUAAUUUCAUAAGUGUCUUUCACUAGCUUCAUCACAGAUCAAACUGUAUUCUUUCUGUAGACCCCUUGGGCACAUUGAGUUGUCACAGAUUUGAUGCUGGAAAGCAUUACUUUUUCAGAGGAGAUCGCUGUUGACUUAUUAAGUUUGAUAAUUAUUAUCUACAAACAUAAAAUCCUUCAUAAGUUACUACUGUCAACUAGUAAAUAACACUAUUAUUUUUUACUCAGAUCUUUUAAUCAAUAUUUCAGUUUUUGCUGUAUUCAUUCUUCUACCUCAUUGCCCAAAUUUGUUUCAUAUGUUCUUAUCCCUGUUUAUAGAGCUGUUGUGUGUUAUGAGGCUGUCUUCAUUUUCUUUGUUGUUCAUCCCUGAAGACGACUCUUCGAAUUUUGUUCCUAAAUAAAUUACAUAUGUCCAGUAUGUUGAUGAUUGCUCAUUUGAGGUCAUUUAGUGACUAUGUGAACCAUGCUGGUUGUCCUUGCAGCUUCAUUAUUUUCCUAAAGAUUUGCUUUAUCAGUCCAUCAUUGCCCAUUCUAGCCAAAUGUCCAAAGAACAAUAUCCGUGAUUUGCGCAUUAUGUGUACUAUUCCCUUUACGUGUUCAAAUACUUUUUGUUCAGUUGUGACCUUUUGUAGUCUAUUUUUGUUGUCCUUGGGCCAAGUAUGCUUCUGACCAGUCUUCUUUCUAUCUUCGUAAUUUUGUUUAUGCCACCUUCCCACCCUAGUUUUAGUGUUUUACCACAAUAUGGAGCAUUAAGUCUCACUACUGUAAUGUACUGUGUUAUUUUGGAGUCUCAUAAUGAAGCUUUCUUCUUUUAUAUGUUUCUUGUGUUCUUAAAUUUAAUGUUCGUCGUAUUUGCUCUUAUCUCUAGAUUGUCCUAAUCAUUGUUUAUGCGUAGCUACUCAACUAAACAUUUGUAUGAGCUGGUUUUGUUUUGAUUUAUGAGUAAUUUCUGUGGAAAAUUUUUAACGUUUGUGUUUGUGUUGCCUUUCUGUCUUUGGAAGAGAAUUUGUAAUUUUCUACUUGCAUAAUUAGAUUUUCUGCCUGGAUUUUGGCAUUUUUUGGUCUGUCUGUUAUCAAGGCAAUAUCAUCUGUGAAUGCCAGGCAGUGUAAAAAGACUUUAGUUUCCCAAUUUGGAUUUUCUCCACACUCCAAAUAUCUUCUCGGGGGUGCAGUUGAAAAGCAAAAAUGACAGUCCAUUACCCUGCCUGACUGUUUUUAUCACAAAGUUUUUGGAGAAUUCUCCACAGAACCUCACUUACAAUGAAGUAUUUGUUAAUAUGCCUCAGAUAAUUUUUGUUGUUCUUAGAUCUAAACCAAACUCUUUCAUAAUAUUGACGAGUGAUUUUCUGUCAAUGAAACUAUAUGCUUUCUUAAAACCUAUCAAAUGUAACUGUUGUAUCUUUGUUUCUCAUCUCAUUUGCAGAAUAAUUUUUAGAUUCUGGAUUUGUUUGCUAUAUGACAUAUUUUUUCCUGAAAAAAACUUUAUUAUUGACAACAAAAUGUAUUUUACUACUUGACAGCUAUGACUUACAAUGCACUUUAUGCUGUUUGAUAUUGUAGGCUUAAUAUUCCCUUGUAAGCUGUUGUAAAUCCCUUUGUGAUACCUGAUGAUGAACUGAGGGUUGAAACCAGUCAUAAUACAGAAUUUUUUUUAUUAACAGCUCUUAACGACAAAACUAAAACCUCUUUUUUUUUCCAUUUGUAUCUUCGGAGUAUGCAGCGACUGCUGAAGUAUCUUCUGGUGACCUAUAGUGUGGCAGAAUGGGAUGAAAUGGAGAAUACCCGGUAAUAUGUAUUGUUUUGUGCAGCUUGACUGCUUUUUGUGCAGAAAUUUUUAUUGAUGGUGAUUGUGAAGACAGUCUGUUCAGAUGUUCACUACAGGCUUAAGAGUAGUCAUGUCAUUCAGUAUAUAACUUACCCAGCCGUUCUGUUCUCAACUGCUGGAACUACUGGCCACUAGCUUGACUCACACAAUUGUACCUCUGAUAUAUAACUAAAGGUUGGACCUUUGUUUCUUGAUGAUAUUCAUUCAGAACUCCAGAAAAUAUAUGCACUUUCUUCUAGUUAGAUUCUUGGUCUGAAAUUCAUAGAUCUUGGAUGCAUUUGGCAGCCUUGUCUGUUAAGAAUUUCUCUUGGAGUUUUUCUCCCCUGUACCUUUCUCACAAGAUCAUUUUCAACAGGUCUAUUACUCAUUUAUUGUGAUGCACAGUGUUUAUGAAUAGCUGCAGAAUUGUUUUGUGUUGUGAACUUAUUUGAAACAGGGUGAAAAUCCAGAGAAGUCUUUACCCUUACUAGUUGUACUUUCUGUUUACACUAUUCUUUCUCUACAGGGGAAAAAAUCUUCUAUUCUCCAAGUCAUGAAGAGUAAUUACAAAAUCGUAAGUCUAUUAUAUAAUAAUAUAAUGGAAAGGGUAGUUGCUAUUCUCCAUAAAGUGGAAAUGCCAAAUUGCAGAAAGGCACAACAAAAAGACUGUUGGAAUGUUAACAUUCGGCCAACGAGGCCUUUGUCAGAAAUAGACAACACACACACACACACACACACACACACACACACACACACACACACACACUUGUGCAAAUGCAACUCUCACACAUGUGACCACAGUCUCUGGUAUCUGGCUCCAGCUGUCUAUUUUUGACAAAGGCCUCGUAGCCAAAAGCUAACUUUCCGACAGUCUUUUUGUUGUGCCUUUCUGUGACUCAGCAUCCCUGCUUUAUGGUGAGUAGCAACUGUCCUUUUCAUUAUACUGUUACAUUCCUUCUUGGAUUUUCCAUUGCUUAAGUCUAUUAUGUAGUGCAGAAUACGAUUUGAAAGAUGAUGGAAUGAGGCACUGCAGGUUAAAAGUUUUAGUCACAUAAGCAUAUUUUGUAGUUUUGAGAGGUCUCACUGUUUCCUACCUGAAGCAGUUAGUCACAUCCACAGCUAUAUGACUGAUAAUUUGUAUCAGUAUUUGCAUAACAUAAGUUAAUCAUUUAACAAAUAACCACAUUAAAAGUUGCUUGAAUUUUUAUCUUUGGUUUUUUACUCGUAUUUUUAGAUUUUAAAAGGUAUUUGACAUGAAAUAUUUGAGGACCAAAACAUUGUUUCUCUAGUGUGUAAUUCAUUUUACUUGUUGUGUUGUUUUGCAAUGAAGUCCUGAAACUAUACAUGGAAGAAUUUUGUAAAUGAGCAGUUCUUAAGCUUGCAGAAGCCACAGAGGACCUUGUGUGUAGACAUCAAUUUUAGGAAAUAUAAACAUGAAAUCUUCAAAAUAAUUUACUUUGCUGUGAACUGUUAUCAAUUCAGAGGAAAAAUAAAUUUUAUCGCUUACAAAUCAAUAUUUUCAAAACACACAUUUUUAGCAUAUUUUAUAAGACAGGCAUUUUGUAACGAUCAGUCUUAUCAUUUAAGUGUUUUCAAAUUAAUUUAGUUGUUAGAUAUGACUGCUGCAUAUUGUAACUAUCAAAUAUUACUGUAAACUUAUCUUCGAAUUGUGAUAAAAAAAUGUUUUAUCAGUGAUCUUUUUUUCUGCAAUGUAAAAGAUAUAUUUUGAAAUGUUCUAUAAAAUGUGAAACUAGCUGUGAUAUGGUAUUUUAAACUAGAUUCUAAAAUAAAAUGUAGUUUUGUCAAGAGAGGACAAUGUGUAAGAAAAAACCUUUGUACAUGAUAUGUAAGACUGCUUUGGAAUUUUACAUGUCACUCUGACAUGUUUUUCAGUAAAUUUUGAGUUUGUUUUUAUAUGUAUUCCUGAUAGACAGGGACAGGUAUUUUAAAAUGUGGAAUGGAAUUUAUUACAUUGAUACCACAAAAUAUGCAGCUGAUAUAAUCUUUGAAAGAUAUAUCAGGUUGUUUUGUUGUCCCAACUGUUCCAAGGUUUGGUAGCAAUGUACACAGAAAUGUGUGAAGCAAUUGAGACAAUGGACAAAAUGCCCUUUUCACCAUCAUGCAAUGUGCCUAGUUUAAGUUCGAGGGAAAGUUUGAAAUACCCUAAAUGCGCAAAAUAAUGUCUGUGCAGACUUUCAAAAUUAUUUUCCUAAAUGUGUUGUUACCAUAAUGAUUGUAUAUAAUUACAAAUGGAUAAUUGUUCCAAAGACUUUUGUAGGUUGUAUGUUGAUUGUAUUUUGGAAUAAUUAUGCAAUUGAUGCAUGUA
Schistocerca gregaria is the source of this 11899-nucleotide messenger RNA. Its product is annotated as ubiquitin-protein ligase E3B. The transcript has 17 exons. The coding region runs from base 459 to 3638 and encodes 1059 amino acids. Gene Ontology annotation, biological process: ubiquitin-dependent protein catabolic process; protein polyubiquitination. Gene Ontology annotation, molecular function: ubiquitin protein ligase activity; protein binding. The record is from RefSeq and is a predicted model, not a curated record. Lineage: Eukaryota; Metazoa; Arthropoda; Insecta; Orthoptera; Acrididae.